This is a messenger RNA of Acanthosepion pharaonis, 573 nucleotides long. The record is from the annotation of a GenBank genome assembly. NCBI's taxonomy places the organism in Eukaryota, Metazoa, Mollusca, Cephalopoda, Sepiida, Sepiidae.
AUGUCAUUCCUGAUAGAUACGGGAGCACAGCUUAGUGUUGUUCCACCGUCACCCAACUUCACUAAGACUAACUCUUCAGUCACUUUACGCGCCGCUAAUGGCACGAACAUCAAGACUUUUGGCGAACAAUCGUUAACACUGGAUAUUGGACUUAGAAGGACAUACCAAUGGAUAUUCACCGUUGCAGACGUGAAAUUCCCCAUUUUAGGCGCCGACUUUUUGGCACAUUAUCAACUAAUCGUGGACCUCUCACAGCGUCAGUUAUCUGACUCCACCACGAAGCUAUCUAACCGCGGAAUUGUAUCACAGCUAACAUCUACAGAAUUACGCAUCGCUGUGCCGCGUGAUAAUCCCAUUCAAGAUAUUUGGGAUAAAUUUCCCUCGUUGAUACAGCCUUUUACUUAUACAGAGCCUGUCAAGCACAGCACUGUACACAGGAUUCGAACUACCGAACAGCCUGUCUAUUCUAAACCUCUCCGUCUUGCGCCGGACAAAUACGAGAUUGCUCGGGCCGAGUUCCAACACAUGCUCGACCUCGGGAUUAUUCGCCCCUCCUCGAGUCCAUAUGCCUGA